AUGGAUUCCUUCAUCAUAGCGGCUCUGGCACUGUGCUCUCUGACGGCACCAGCCUAUGGGGACAAAGGCACCAGCAAAGCCCGGAGUUGUUCGGAUAUCAGGCAGUUUUAUAGCGGGAAAGGAUUCUCUAUUGAAAGUGUCCCUCAGGCUGAAAUAUCAGGGGAGCACCUGCGCAUCUGUCCUCAGGGUUACACCUGCUGUACCAGUGGCAUGGAGGACAACCUGGCCAUGCUGAGCUGCAGAGAGAUGGAGGGACUUCUCAAAGAUGCUGGACGAUCCUUACAGACCUCACUCACUGGACAGUACAAGACCUUUGAUGGUUACUUCCUGGAGUUGCUGAACCGCUCUGCGAUUAGCCUACAGGAGACUUUCACCGCAACUUGGGGUGCAGUAUACUCCCAGAAUUCGCAGGUCUUCUCUGACCUGUACACGGAUUUGAGGCACUACUAUCGAGGCUCAAAUGUCAACCUGGAGGAGGUGCUCAACGAAUUCUGGGCCAGGCUGCUGGAGAAGCUCUUCUACCAGGCAAACAAGCAAUAUUCCAUAGGUGAGGACUACCUGGAGUGUGUGUCUAAGCAGAUAGAGACGCUACGGCCCUUCGGAGACAUACCCCGUGUAAUGAAGAUGGUGGUCACACGCACAUUUGUGGCAGCACGUUCCUUCGUUCAGGGACUGGUGGUCACUGGGGAGGUGGUGCGCAAGGUGUCCCAGGUGCAGCUGAGCCAGGAGUGUACGCGAGCCAUGAUGAGGAUGACUUACUGUCCCCACUGCCGGGGCAUGGCCUCUGCCAGACCUUGUGCCAACUACUGCAGCAAUGUCAUGAAGGGUUGUCUGGCCAACCAAGCUGACCUCAACACUGAGUGGAGGCAUUUGGCGGAGACAAUGAUGCAGGUGGCUGAUCGCUUUGAUGACCCAUCUGGUGUGGAUAGCGUGGUCCUCUCCCUUCCCAAUCGCAUAUCAGAAGCUAUGUUGACCAUGAUCGAUAAUUUACAGACCAUCAACAGCAAGUUGUUCCAGGCAUGUGGCAACAUCAGAGAGGGAGGAACCAGCAGCACAGGAGUUGAUGACUCCAUGAAAAGAGGGAGGGUUACAGUGGAGGACAGGCUGGAAGCCAGCUCCAACAAAAUGAACAAACUGGUGUCUGAUGUAACUGUGAGACUGAGGGACUUGCAGUCAUACUGGGUUUCUCUUCCGAGUAUGCUCUGCAGUGACAGAGUGGCCACCGGAACGGGGGCCGAGGAUAAGUGUUGGAACGGCAUGAACCGUGCCAGGUACCUUCCUGAGGUGAUGGGUGAUGGCCUGGCCAGUCAGAUCAACAACCCUGAAGUGGAAAUCGACAUCACCAAGCCAGACAUGACAAUACGCCAACAGAUAAUGCAGCUGAAGAUCAUGACGCACCGCCUGAAGAAUGCUCUCAACGGCCAGGACGUGGACUUCCAGGACACCAGUGAUGAUGUCAGCGGUUCGGGAAGUGGCAUGUGCGCCGAAGAAAUGUGUUCCCGGGACCCACGCCUUGUCAACCCCGUCACUGAACGACCAAUAAUACGCUACCCUUUCCCUCCUGAAAACAAGAAGGUGAAAGCCUCAGCCAAUCAGAACCUCCCCUGCAUCACCAUUUACCUGCUUUCACUGCUCAUCUUGCUGCUCCGGCGAUAAUUGAGGGGGAAUCUACCAACCGGGACUGAGUUUGGGACACGGGGUUGGGGAGAGUCUGAAAUGGGAGGGAGGAGAAGUUUGGGGGUUAGUUACUUUGCCAAAACUAAAUAAGUAUAAGGAAACAACAACAAAAAAAAAUCACUUGGACGGACUUUGUUUUGGUUUUGGAUUAGAACAAAAUGGAAUGACGACUAUUCAUAAAUGUUUUGGUUCUGCUCUGGUCUUUUAUUUCCUGCUAUAUUAUGACACCAUUAGAGCUGGUCUUUUCGCAUCUUCUAAUGUUUUGUUUCUGGUGUUUUGGUUCUCUGAGAUACUAUCUGUACCUAAGACAUGUGUAAGACUAUAUUGCUAACAGUAUGUUGGUGUUGACACCACAGGGAGAGGGAGAAUGGGGCUUUGCAGUGGUACUCGGAUAGACAUAUUUUAUUCCACUCCUUUGAAACGGCACUUGUUUUCAGUAGAAUUUAUUUAUUUAUUAAUAACUCACAAUAGAACCCAAUAUUUAUAGGAAAAGAACACAAACUUCAAUGAAAUAUAACAUUAAUGACUUUUACAGGAGGAUAAUCUGGACAUCACGACUCACCAGACCUCUUAAUGCAUCAAGCCUCACAAUGUCAUUAAACGUACACACACUUUCUCACAACGUGGGUGAGAGCACUCCGCGUCAGCACUUUUUCCAUUUAAGCUGUAAUAAUAGCCGUGAUCACAUUCACACUGACAUGAUCGUCUAAUGUAGGAGUAACAUGACCCACCAUCCACCACUCCAUCCAUCCACUCAUCCCCACAUUCCCUCUGCCACCCCCACCCCUCCCCGCCGGGGCAGAUCUCCCUCUCUCUCUCCAAACCCUGCUGGCAGUGUAGGAUCAACUCGAGAGUCUGGUGUAAGCAAAACACAUGCUAGGCCGGGCCAGGUCUCAGAUGACAGCAGCUUCCCACUAUAGAGCACUGUAUGUGGAAUGGUGACGGCGGGGGUGGGGCUGGGGGGGUGUCGGUUUAAGAUCGCCCUCACAGCAAAGGAUUGACAGUUCAUGAUUUUGGAAGCUUGUAGCAAAGCAGAAAUUUACACAGAAGCAGAAACACUGCUGUCAUGUAGCGCUUUUUUUUUUUUUUUUUUUUUUUUUUUUUUGCAGUAUUCCUUUUAUGUGCACAGCAAAGCAAAAAUAUAUAACAUGCAUAAUUUUGUGUGCUCCCUGCAAAGGCCCAGUGUUCCUGUGAUUAGCAUCAUAAUUGCAACCAGCAGUGUCAUAUGUUUUUGUCUAAUUGCAGCAAUGAUUCAUAUCACAGUCCAAGCCACACCGUGCACCGUGUUUGAAUUGUUCUACUAUUUCGAUGGCAGACACAGCAGUGUACAUAUUUUUGAUUGCUUCUUUGUUGUUUUCUAGAGGAAAUAGCCAAUUAGGUAUCACAAUUUUAUAAUGGCCAGAUCAUUGUAUGCUUUAACUCUUAAUUCCUUCAUCAUCUGUCAUAGUGUAUUCAUAUCUGCCUUCCAUUUUUCUGCAACUUUUCUAUAUCAGUGCCUCUUUCUUCCCACCCCCGACUCCCUCUACCCGUCUCCCCGCUCAUCAAUUAUUAUGACCUUUAAAGCGUUCCUCAUGCUUCUACAUGAUGGCAAGGCAAUAUGACAAUGACACAGUGGUUCAUUACGUGUCAACGUUAGUGGAAAUGUUGUGGAAACACAGUGUGAGGCUUUUUCCUGAUGAGAAGCUCGCUGGGGAGGAAACAUGUACCACAUUUAAUUCAAAGAAAUGUCAAAGCUCUCGUUUAAGAACGCUGUGUGCAGGAUGAUGGGACAGUGUUUGCAUGUGUGUACAUGUUUUUGUGUUUGCGUGUGAAUGUGUGUACUUGUCUUUUGAUUGAUUGAGCAAAAGAGGGGACGGACGAUAGAGCCUUUAUAAAUCUUGUCUGGAUGCCACAGAAAUGAAAUGUAUUAAAAUGUAUUGGACUAACAUUAUAUGCUAGAGUGCUAUUCAACUGACAGCAAUGGGAGAUUAAUAUAGCUCAUUUUUCCAAACUGGUAUUUUCAACCUACUACUGUAAUAAUUCACAAUCCCUAUUGAUGGUAUCUCUACUUGUCAGUAUUGUAUGUGACAGAGAAAUGAAUAUGGAGGACACAAAUGGACAUCAUUGCUUCAGUUGUACACUGGGACAAUCCACUAUAAUUCAUUUUGUGAAAAAAAAAAAUCUAUAUGCACCUGACGGUUGGUAAUACUGCAGAUCCAAUUAAGUAGUUUGAGGCUCUGUCAAAGUUUGAGAAGCACAUCUGUUAGAUACUUGGUUAAUUACCGCUCUGGAAACGGGUGAGGUGGUUGUCAUGCGUGUUACUUGACAGGUUAUUUUGAUGGUAUUUUCAGUUUUUGACAUGCUUUAUUAAUGACUGCUUUGUUGCUCUGUGUGUAUGCGCGUUUAUGUGCGGGUGUGUGUGUCUUUCUCUUAGUCCCUGGUUAUGAAAUCUGCCUGUGACUGCCUUUGACACUUUGUAUAAGGUUGGGGUCAAUUUUGAGAUUUAAAAAGACAGAUAUAGUGAUAUUAGACGUUCAAGUGGGGAAAAAAUACACAUAUUAAACAAAGAACAAUUAGCAAGGGCACCGCACGGGUCCUCUUUUUGUGACCCUUUAGAAAAAUCUCAAUAUGAAUGUGAAAGUACACAACAUGCCCUGUAAAGAAUGAGAAAUGACUCCAACUGUGAUGGUGACAUUCCAAUUCAAAGACGACUUGCGACUUUAGACUCAGAACUUGAGUUAUAUUGACUGCCUCACAAUGUCAUGGGCUGAAAUUUGCACAAACCCCCCCCCUCCCCCCUCCCAUCCCUACCCCCAUCCCACCCCACCCCUCCUCUCUCCUCCUUCACCUUUUGAUCCCAUUAAUUUGUUGCUCAAGUCCUCCCUCCCUUUUAUAAAAACCUGCACUUUUAUGAGGCCAAUAAAUGGCAUUGUCUGCACAAAGACAUCACAAGAUGGUCAAUCGAUGCGUGAGUCAACACCUUCCAGGAACGACUAUUGAUUGGGGAUGUGUGUAUGCAGAUAGAUAUGGCCCAGCAAGACGUCUCCUCUUCAACUACAGUGAAACAGUGUAAACUCAAAGCCCCUGAGUGCGAGAGGAAGCAGGAGAAAGGUCUGUCCAGAACGUUGACAAUCCUGCCCUCAUUCAUUACUUUAGGUGGCAAAAAAAAUAAUGCAAAGCUGAUUAUCCAACCAUUUAAAAACUGCUUUAUUCUACACUGUGUUGAGUAUGAGAGGCAUUUCUGUAUGGUGCCAAUUUAUGAGGAAAAAAAAAAAAGUACUUUUCAUUUUCUUGUUUUUAUUUACUUCGGUUUUGUUGUUACCAGAAAUCUAUGGAGAGUUUGUGCUUAUGGUGAAGAUAGAUGCCAGAAAGAGGUCGAAAAAUACAAAUGUCUCAUUUGCUGUUGUACCUGAAAUCUUGUGUCAAUUAUAUACAUUGUAAGAUUUUCAA
This is a messenger RNA of Seriola dumerili (greater amberjack), 5106 nucleotides long. RefSeq names its product glypican-1-like (gene gpc1b). Gene Ontology annotation, cellular component: plasma membrane; synapse; extracellular region. Gene Ontology annotation, molecular function: fibroblast growth factor binding. The transcript is spliced from 10 exons. The record is from RefSeq and is a predicted model, not a curated record. Bases 1 to 1656 code for a protein of 551 amino acids. Lineage: Eukaryota; Metazoa; Chordata; Actinopteri; Carangiformes; Carangidae. Gene Ontology annotation, biological process: negative regulation of fibroblast growth factor receptor signaling pathway; cell migration; regulation of protein localization to membrane.